AUGAUCGUGAGUUUAUUUUAAAUUACAAGAACUCUGUUUUGCUCGGACUGUUCAGAUGUUUUUAUAUAUUUUUAUUGACUUUGUUCGAAUUGUAGAUUAGUUUUAACCUGCAGGUUAAAAUUGCACGUGCAUAUAUAUAUGCACGUGAAAAUAUAUUUUCACGUCGUCUUUACAUGACGGUCGCGUACGAGCAAACUGGUUUCUAUGGAUAAAGUUUUUCUUUAUUCUAAUGUAGCAUUUGACCUAUUUGAUCCGACUAUAUAUGCACUUGGAUGCGGCUUCUUACCGGAGUCGGUUUAGUUUCACGCCAACUCCUGGAGUGGAAAGUAACAAAUUCUGUCAACCUGACUCCGUGGGACUAGUGUAGUUAGGAUGCCAAACGAGUUUAUUGCAAGGCGUUUACGAAACCCCGUUUAGUAGACCAUUCGUAGACUUCACGGAACGCGCAUUCGGCCAUCUCCUCAGUGCUCAUCUGUGGGCUUCAUCGUACUCCCGGUUUCGAAUGUGUCGAUUACCGAACUUGUCAUUCUCUUUCAGUACAUAAGUUCUAAUGCAAAGGACACCAACAACCCAAGAGGAUACUAGUGUCGACAUAUUUCACCAGAUCCGUCAUGUUGGCAUUAUUGCGGGCAAUUCGAGCUCUGCCUCUUUUCAGAAGACCAACUGUUAGUCUUAUCUUGAUGUUCUACCGACGUGUCAGUCAGACUACUUGUAGGAGUUAGUGCAGCUGCACCCGCUCGAUUUUCAGGAAAUGUCAGUCUAAAAUCACACAAUCAAUAAUUUGUGUAACUUACUCAAGUCGAGUUUCUGAUUGCAUGUAGUUCAUAAGUAGCCGCCCAUGUGCUCCUGUUUGUAUAGUAUCCAUUUUGCCGUGCUAAUGAAAUAGAAACGCAGUUAUCAGUACUCGUCCGUUUUUUUUCCAGGGGGCCCAAAUGAAAUAUUUACCGUUCUUUUUUCUGCUAUCUUAAGAAGCACUGCUUCCGAGCGCAUCUCCGGCUCCCAGCCCAGAAGGUCGUUUCUGUGCACUCCACUUUUUAGUUUGUGUAUCAUAAUUGCUGAUAUCAUCGCCGAAGUGCAUUCUGUAAUCCAAGAAUCUACGGGUUCGUUAAUAUUUAUUAGCAGCCCAAAACGCGCAAUUCAUGUGUGGCAGUUCUCAUUCUGACCUAACGCUCCUUUUAUUUCUGGCUCGAACAGCCGUUACCUGCUUGGCGGUAAAUGUGUACAUUUCGACGCAGUUUAAAAACGAAAAAACUGCCUAUUUUUAACGUGAAAUAGAUUAUUUGGAAAAAUAGCAAACAGUAUUCCUCGACUUUUUGGUGCCGGGUUCCUAGGUCGCUGUUAGACACCCAGUAACUGCGCAAUACAACUAACAAAAAUUAACACCUGUCUAGCGUUUGUACCAAAUACCUGUAAACGGUCUUCGUAUGUUACCCUAGGCCCUAUUUCUCCUUGACAUUUUUCUACAUGGCUUCCAACUCGAUAUGCUGACUGAUGCGUGAGUCAUAGCAUAUGUUCCUCCGAGAUUCCCAUGCAUGGACGGAUAGACACCAGCAAUGCGAGUUUUGUCCCAAGUAAUGGUGUUCCCAUUUUCCAUGGGGAACGAGUGGUUUUGCCUUUUUUCUGUCAUUUUAUGUUCAUGUAUUCGUACUGAGGCAGAUUUCUCAGCCUGAAAACAUACUGCAUCGUAUGGAAUCUUGUAGACAUCGUUUUUUUUCCAAGUGGAUUACUUUCAUAGGGUGUACAAACCGAAUCAUAGCAGAGUCGUUUGUCUGGUUGCAUCUAGUGCCUCCUCCAUAACUUUCGAUAACUUCAACGCUAUUAAUGUAGGGGAUGGUUCGUCAGGUCGUUUGUAUGCGUCAUAACACGGAAUGCACUUUGUCAAUUUCUUAGAAAAUGGGAUUUUUUUAUUACCUUGUCAGUAUAGACUUACUUCUUCAGCCACUUAUUGCUGUGAAGUGUCUCAAUUUAGGCGUUAUCAAUGGAAGAUCCGUAAUUUAUAAUUUCUGUGUUGCAACCUCAACAAGGAAGUCAGGAAGACGACCAAAUGGGAGAUUCUUUCAGUACAGUCACGCCGGUGAAUGAGAAACUAAUGUUUGUUGAUAUGGGUCCCCUGUCGUCAACCCUUAUGGCCGACGUAAACGCAAAAGGAAGUAGUGUAUGGGCCGCGGCAGAUGACACGAGUUUUCGCUGCUUCUACUGCAUAUAAUACCGCGCGCAGGGAGGACGCCGGCGUGCGGGCGAUAAAAAUGCCAAAUCGGUUUCAUUGUCAGCGUUUGCCUCAGAAAGCCCAUUUAUGCAGAACAGGGAGUCGAAUUUCUGUGGCACCAUUCCUCUUUUAAAACUGAGACCUUGUAGUUCUCCCUAGCGUCUGAAACAGUUUUUCGCAAAGCUGGUGCGGUAUGCCCUGGACUUGAAUAGGCGACAUAAGUAAGCCUCUCCCUUCUUUCGCAGACCACCGUCGCCGUAGCAGAUGGAAAUGAGUUCAGACAACUUUUUUGAGCCGCAGGCGUUGCCCUCGUAUUUGAGGUAAUUAUCUGCACUUGAGCCUUUUAGAUGGACGUUUGUUGCGAGGCCUCCAUCAUUCGGUCUUCGAAUAUUCACGCCCAGAAACGGGAGAAUGUCCCCUGCUGUCUGUUCGCGAGUAAAUUGUAUAGCUGGUGCACUUGUUCAGCUUCACGGGUGUGUCGUAUACGUAACGGGGCAACGUUUAUGGGCCGAGAGUUCGAACAGCAUCCAUUUCUAGUCGUCGUAGAACUAGUUCAGCGAGUAACGCCAAUUUUGGAGGGCGUACGGGAAGCUUUUAAUCUGGUAAUUAAAGCUGUCAUCGGAUUGGCAGUAAUUCUGUGGACAGAGCCCAAGAAUGUUUGAAACCUGCUGCAUUGGCACACCAAUAGGCUUCGACCUGCACUUUUAAUUGCAAGGUUAUUUGAUAUUGGGAAAAAUUGGGCAGCGAGGCCAAAUGAUAAAAUGGGUUUAUCAGAACUUGCCUUAAGACCUUAGACUUUCGAAAGAAGUACUUACCAGUUUUGGGUGCUGCAUUAUCAGCCAAAAGUUAGAUGCUUUUUGUGCCUGCAUAGCCACUUAGCACACUGGUUUCAGUAUAGUGAACUCACUCACCUUACAACUGCGAUCUGCUCGCUAUACCCCCGACGAGUGCGAUGCAGGCCUCACCGUCAUCAAGGACUGUUUUGUGCAGCAUCGAUAUGACCGAGCUUUUCUUUUUUAGAUAGGAGACCUAUUUUAGCUGGCAUGAGACUCCUUUUCGGAAAGUUGACAACUCGUUAAUAGGACAAAAAGAGGUUUAAGUUUCUUCUUGGAAAUCGUCUCGCCUCAUCAUUUUACCACACUCCGUGGUGGCUUUUAUGCGUCGCAGUCCAUCUAUGAAUACACCGACUUCUAAGGUCAGAACUUGCUGUCUAGAAUCCGAAAUGACGGCGGACACCCAAAAUACCGUAACUCAAAACACGGAUUCUAUUUCUGCUCUCUAUUAGCGCUUCAGCCUCAUUCGGCAGAGUGGACAUGAGUCGAAGGGAGUUCGAUAGGAUGCGAUGAUUGCGACGACCCGUUGCCCUGUCGGUUGCGACUGAAAUUACUAAUUUAGGUGGAAAGUGGUUCAUCGAUCGUGCCACGGCACGUGCUCGUCCCAUUAUGCCUUGGGACUCAUCCGGGCGCCCUCACAGACAGUCACGCAGCAACCAGUGCAGAUACAGAAGGCAACACCGACGAGGAUAAGAAGACUGAGCUGGUCAUUUCGGGCUUAUUAGCCGUCGUCAUGCAUCUGCUAGCCCAUUGUUUUUGUCAUAUUUGGCAUUUUCCGCUUUAAGGCAUUACUUACCCCUGCACGUUUUCGGACACCAAAAUAUAUUCAGCGUCAUUCUGGCUCAAGUUUGUGACUUUCAGGCGCCUUCGCCGACCUAAUCCUCAAAUUUAGAUGGCAUAUAUUUUUUUAUAAAUUUCAAUAUAGAAGUUGAAUGUAUGUCGUUAAUUUAGAACUGUCUCUACGAUCAAAUACCUAUCUGAUAUGCUUGAGGUCAAGCCUUGACUACGUCUGUCAAUCGAAUCACGCACAUAACACGUUUCUCUAUCUGUGAUCCAAGAAACGCGCUGCAAAUUCCAGCGCUUCCCAGUGGGUUGUAUUGCCUCAAUCGACAAUUUUUUCAAUAACCCUAUGUGGCGCUUUACCUCCGUGGCCUAGAUAGGAGGUCACUGGCAAACGUUAAGGCAACCGUCCUCGCAUUGCAAUGUGUAGCUAGUGUAAUUGGUGUAGCUUGACAUCCGAUUGCAAUCUAUUGUAACAACGAAUGGAAUUUAUUUCCAUGAUAAAAGUGCAUUCGACUAUCCUCGAGACGUUCUUUGAGCAUUUAUGAUAGGGCCUCUGACGGUAGAGCUUGCCAAAAGGUAAAUGUGGAAUCACCGUCCCAACAGGUACUUUUUAACUUUGUACGUCAGAGCAGUUGGAAAACACAUUACGCGCCGUCGCGUUGAACAGUUUGAUGCGUCACACGCAGCUAUAAAAACUGCUUUUUGAAUUUGGUUUUAGAUGAGCAUAGCAGGGCAAUUCUGUAGCACACAUGCACAAAUAUCUCCUUGAAAAAUCCACACCGUCCGCUAGGGAAGUAAUUCUCAUCACGAAACUUUGUUGUAACAAGUUUAAGGCAUUCUGCUAUAAGUUUCAGAAAAAGUAUUCACCACGUCGGUCUACUACGCAAACAGAUUGGAAAACGACACCAAACCGCUUAUGUCAGUUUUUUACUCGGUCUUCCGUCUCCCGGGAAGUUUUAUCCAGAACGUAAAUCCAAGAACCUGACGACACUUCACAACCUUCGCGUUCAUAUCUAGUCCGUUCAUGUGUUCAUUGGAGCUGUGACCGUGCUAGCUACUUUUGUGACUUCUUGUCGCCUUUGUUGCGGUCGCCAGCGCGACAGCGACCGACGGUCACUAGCCUGACCCACCCCGACCUCAGUUUCGCGUCCACGUGGGUGAUUUAAGUGCGCACACCAUGUAUUCCCGUCUUUCUAUGCCAUCGUAAAAAUAUUCGUGAAUAGGAACCCCCCGUAAUGCAGGUGGCCUUGGACUAAAUUCCAGGAAUGACAUUAAUUCCCCCGAUCCAACCCUAUCUCAGCACUAGCAUAAGCAGCAAACCUAAACUUAAUCCCGAUCCUAAUCCUAACCUCAACCUCCUCGGGAUUUAGCACAAGGCCGUCUGUACUACGGGGGUUCUUAUUCCUGUGUCCUAUCGGAUUCCUGUCGCCGGCACAAAUGCAAUUGGCAUUUUUUAGGUUUUUUCCAAAAUCGUUCCCUUUUUUGUAAACAAUUAUCGCUUUCUUAGUUGUUACUUGCCUUACUUAAACAGUGGCGACAGGGACCGAUGGAUUCUCAUUAGUCCGACCCACCCCUACAGCAGUUUUCCGUUCACGUGCGUGAUUUAAGUACACGAACGAUGUGGUCCCGUCUUUGUGUAUUUAUAUCGCUAGUGCAGGUCCAAAUCACGCUUGUUGGAUCUUCCGAAGAGGUCUCCAUCUAUUACAAAAAUUCCUGUCAUAUAUGAACACUGGCACGUGUCUCGCCCUUGCCGGCGACCAGCACUUUUAUUUUCAGCCAUGACACUACUUUUUUGUAGUAACUUGUCGCCAUCAUUGCAGUUAGUCCCCAUCUGAAAGUUUUAAAUUCCAAGUCCACAGGAAUUACUCACAUCCGGUUGUCCUGACACAGUGUAACUGCCAGUUAAACAACCCGGCGACGUUUGUGGUCUCGGUUAUGUUAAAAGUACAUGUCACUGCUAAGCCUUCUCCAUCGUAGUUAGGUGCACAUGACUCUUUUCGGCUUGCCAUCCACCAGGCUCCUUGCCGUACGUGCGCGCGCCUUGUGAGCACUGCAACAGCGCUGGUGAGGUCGUUGCCCAAGGGGCUUCGAACCUCGGGAAUGCAGCCUGAGAUUCGGGGUGUCGCUGGCUGAUAGACUGGCAAAUAGGACAGAAAUGACCACUCAGCUGUCCCUGUCCUUGUGGGUAAAAGUCUGACUGUUAAAUACACCAUUUGUUCUCGGAAAAUUCACUUUGAAUGUCAACUUUCUUGGUAGUUGAAGUCAUAGGGUCGUCACACCUGACCGCGCUCGGCGAGUACAUUUUCAGAAAGAUUGUGCAAAUUCACACUUCGUGCACACCGGCAUGUCGGCCCCAUUUUAAGCCCUCCCGCCAUUUCUCGCGCUCUUACUGGCGUUAAUUGCCUGCCAUUGUGCAGAACACUUGUUUCUGGUGUAUUUUGAUGACACCUGAAAUGUACUCAUUUCUCAUGGAAACGGAUGACGGAAAAGUAGUCCAUUCUUUUUUGCAAAAUUUAUAUUUUGACUUGCAUUUGUUUUUUUUAAAUACUAUUUGCGCCUCCUGAGUUCCUUAUGCCUAAAAUAUCCGUCCUUUUAACAUAUUAGACAUACAGUAGAUAUGCUGUCUCAUGAAAUGUCACCUGAAAUUCUGAAGUGUGUUCCGUUUGACAAUUUUACCUAGUUAGGGUUGCCAUAUUUAUUAUCGUGUCGUACAAUCCUAAGAAAUCCCAGUCACGUCAGGAUGCCGGUUUCGAAUGAGCUUCUUACUGACCGCUGACAUAAAUUGUAUUCCAUAAGAAUGACUGUUUAAGUAUCAUAAACUUUUCGCAUUGACUCUUGAUACCCUUUUAAAUUCAAAUAUCUUUUAUAGAAAACAUGCAUAAAAAUAUUCUUUCUUCAAAUGACUUAGUAGCCAGCUACAUCUACUUCAAAUUUCAUACUUGAAGAAAAAGUAUCCUUCAGUUUUAAAAAAUUUACUCAAUUUCCGAAUAAUUUUGGACCGCACCUGUCGUUACACUUGUAUUCAGGGUUUCCGAACUACAAACUGUAUACUUUUCAUGCAAGGAAAAUCAUACAUUUCUAUAUGCUAUUAUGAGGUAGGCACAUAGGGCUCAUAAAACUUUGCAGUGCAUGUGAACCAAUUCAAAUUUAUAAGAAGCAUCCAUAAAUGUGCUGAUACGAUGCCGUACGAUCGGACAGUCCACGGUCUUGGAAAAUCUCAUAGCUAGAAACUUUUUUAAAGCCGAAAAUCACCCCUUCUUCGAGUAUAAAACUAGAAAAAGACGUUUUUUUUACUAGCAGUUCACUAAAAGGAGUAUUUUUCUGCAUGUUUCCUAUAAAAUAUGCUUGGAUUUAUAAGGGCAUCAGAAAUCAAUGCGGAAUGGUAGGGGACGCUCACCGAUCGUUCAUACAUUAUGCGACACGAUAAUUAGCGUGACAGCCCUACUUAGGUAAUCUUUUUGAACUGAGAACGCAUUUCAGCCAACACUUUAGGAGAUAGCACGUCCACUGUACGCUGACGCAUUUUGACGGUCGAACUUUUGAUAUACUGCCCUUGUUUUCCCUGCUUCACCCUGCACCAUUCCUUCGCCACGUUUUCAACUGCAUGUAUUCCCUCCCUCUCAGGAAAUGCUCAGUGGCAAAAAGACGUUUGCGGUGAUUCGGGCGGUCUACGAAAAUCGCAACUCUCCUGAAGACUUUGUCCGCGAACUGGACUUUGUCCUUGAAAAGAACGUCAACGUUGUCAUCAUUGAACCCGACGACCUAGGCGAGGUGACCUGGCGGUGGAUUAGAGCAGGGAACUGGCUUCACAAAACCGCCGUCCUGUCCGGUACGUAAAUCUAUAGAACCCAGGCGUUCUUUAUUGCUAUUAUUAUUAUUGACCUGAGUUUGCCAUCAUUCGUCGCUUUGUCCUCUCUGUCUUGUUUUUGACUGCUGACCGUCCUUCUGAAAAGUUCCUUCAAGCGCUCGACACUUCGAAGUCGUAGACGUUGGAAGUUUGAACAGCGGAUGGUGGUGGAACUGAAUUGGGAGAAGCGAUUGCGCAUUUUGGGUUGACGUGCGUUCAUUGUUCGUUGUUGUUUGUACACCUUCCUGACCAAAGGUCUGUAAGCGUCUGCUAUGCCAGGACCAGCAAACCAUGGCCCUCGCGGUCUGAUGCGCGUUGACGGUUCUCCGGCACCUGGUUCCCUGCCGGUAGAUGAGCUUGCACUCCCGCUGGGCACACAGGUCGUGUGCAUGGCUGCCCAGUCAUCCUCGCCCUCUUUCUGACCCGUUUCGUUGCUGUUAUUGCUGGUUAAAGUCCUGGUCAGGUGUCUUUUUGGACCAGGGGGUGUGGUGGUAUGCCUAGGUGCGGGUCCGGCCGUGCCAGCGAUCUGCACCCUCCCUCGCCUCCGGUCAUCUUGACUACGUCCUGACACCGGGUUCAGGGGGGGGGGAGGAAAGAGUGUGGUUUGAUACUUCUUUUUCCUAGAUUCCAAAACUGGCUCAUCGAUUCCAGAAAGCUCCUCUUAUUAUCGUCUAGGGCUGUUAUGCGUCAUCACUUCGUCGUCUGUCGUUCUUAAGUGUCAUACUUCGACCUUGGGACGUUCGGUCUCCCACGACAAUUGGCCGCUUGAUCAAGCUGUAAUGCGGUUGUCAUCUUUGUGAAAUAAAUUUUCGCGCGACGUUCUGACAGUGGUUUUGUUUUGUAAAAGUUAUGUUCGGCCAUUUAAGGCGAAAAUUUGGUAAACGGGCGCGAGUUUUCUGUAACUUCUCCAGUAUAUAGUGAAGCUAUGGCUGAGUCAGUAAUUGCUCCAUAAACAUUCAGGUAUUAAAUGUCGACUAUCCCUGGUGUGUAGGCCAAGUGUGGAGAGUGGUACGUCUACUUCAGACGGCCGGUUAUCUAGGGCACUUAACUCGCUCCGUGCUGCAUACCAGUGUCCGGUUUUGGCGUAUGCCCACUGCAGCGCCCGAAUGAAACUGGUUUGUGCUUUUGGGACUGGUUUUCGCAACCUGAUGGUCUUUUCUAAAAAUAGUCGACCUUCAAGUUAAGUCCUGGCAGUGUUGCCUUUAUGUGAAGCCUAGGCUGCACGGACGAUGGGAGGAGGGAGGGAGACCUUUUAUGAGCUUAGCGCCGCUGUUGCUGAUUCAUUUCCCUCCGUCCAGCUAAUGACCUGUCCCAGUCUCCCUCAAACUGGCCCACAACUGGGUGCUCGUUUAGAGCGCAGUACACAGCGCCCGUAUUCUGCGUAACACUUAGGCUUCGUGGACGUACGGCGUAUCACGAGUCUGGGCUGCCGCAACCAUCUUGACACUGAAAAGGUUAGUUGGAGACAGCCUUACCGUAGGUGGCGUAUUUUGUGAAGCACUAACUGAAAUUCCAAAAUGCGUUUUCGGUUAGAAGGGAUUACUUGGAUAGGGUUGUAGUAUGGAGUAUAGUGCGGCAUAAUCCCGAGAUAUUUAUUUCAGGCCAGGAUGAUUGCGCAUCUUUCCCACUGGUAAAAACAUUAACACUUAUGUUGCACGAAUCUUCUCCGUUGAUUGCCAGUGGCCUUAUAAAUCUAUGCUUAUUUCUAGAAAACACGCACAAAAAUAUCCCCUGCAUGCAAUUUGUAGCACCGUCCGCCUUUUUCAAAUUUUCUACUGGAAGGAAGGGUAUCUUCCAACUUUCUAAAAAGGGUUUUCAGUUUCCGAAUAAUUUGGAACACGACCUGUCAUUUCACUUGCGUUUAGGAUUUCCAAACUACAAACUGUACACUUUCCAUUUAAGAUAAAUUACAUUUUCAUCUUCACCUUUAAAAAGGUGUCAUACAUGGCUCAUAAAGUGGAUAUUAACUACGUUAUGUACUUCACAACGAACAUCAAUAAACGGAGGGAUGCGGUACUAUUUGAAUGGACAUUUCACAAUUGCAAACCUUCUAAACCCGGGAGGUACCCAUUCUUCAAGUGUAGCGUUUUAGGAAGACUUAAUUUGCCACAAAAUAAAUGCCAGAAGAAUAUUUUUGUGCCUCUUUUCUAUAUAUAUAUGGGCUUAAAGCCCAUCUAAAAUCAAUGAGAAUAUUAUGCUACUGAAGUAGCGAUUUCAAACGAGAGUGAUCUUUGUAUCUUCAAUAGCCGAUAUGCUGGUGUGACUGAAAUCUUUUGGGAUUGUGCCACCUGCCACUCAAUAUUGUAAUCCGAUCUAGGUAAUCAGUUAUGGCCGACAUCAGAAUUUCGAUUAACGUUUUAUGAGAUACCCUACCUAUUGCAAAAGCCGGUCAAGCGACUGCAAAACCGCGGCGAUGACUUUCACCGCCUGAGCCGUCUGUUGUCUGUUUCCGAAAGCCAAUUUCAUGUCGGAUCGUGCAUGUUUGAGUUAGUCCUGACUUCAAAAACAGACUAGGUGACGUAAAGACGGCGUGGUCCAGACAGGAUUUGUCAAUUUCGGCCUCACAGAAAGGUCUUGUAAGGUAGACUUCGCAUCAAAAGGCAGCGACUCGCAAACUAUGGCUCGAAGUUCUGUCUGGUGUCUGGGCGCGUUGAAAGAGUCUGACAUUCAUUUUACUAGUUAAAAGACAAAUUGACAGCCAUUUAAGGAGCAGUUACGUUGGCUAGACUGUAUUCUGUGCUCGCCAAUGGGGAUUUCUGCUGCUAUGGUUGAACAGCAGCUGGGUAGCCUUCCAAUCUCACGAUAUAUGCCCCCUUCUUCCGAAGUCUGCUAUCCGUAGACCGGUCUCAAUUUCAAUAGGCGCGUGUCCGGCAGAACACACCUUGAACCCUCCAGUUACAAAGACCCAUAAGCAUCUCGUGCGACUCCUGCGUCUUGCAUGCCUAUGCUACCGUUUCCGGGGUCCUCCCUCAUUGUCAUCCAGGGCAGUCUCGUUGGUGCCUAAACUGCAUUCUUUUCAAUGGGCCCACCUGGAGACACGAACGUUGAGACCACCCAUACUGGGAUUGACAGGAUGCGACUUUGCAGACCCCUAACCGAAUAUCGAGUCAACUGCGCUAUUUACUCAUUGCAAUCUCAUUCCACCCAAUCAACAGGCUUUCGUCUGUGACCCUAUAAGGCUGUGCUGAGCUCUGCGACCGCAAGCUGGCAGUCGCUUCGACUGGUAAUCCAAACUGAGCAUGAAUCAACCGGAGUGUCUCCUGCAUUGAGUGAAUUCGUCUGUGUAGUAUGGUUCUGUCGGUGUCGUUGAACAAAUUGCAGUACGUGUGGCCGAGGGCUUAUUGCCAGGUCAAUCAACACAUUCCUACCUGUCUUGUGGGCCAUUUUGUCUCAUUCUUGCCACUGGGACACGAUGAAAUUCGGAAGAGCCCGAUGCCACUCAAGUCCACCUCAUUAUGAUUUUGCCAAAACGCAAGUCAUCAUUGCCUCCCCGUAGGUAGUCAUGCUGGCUAUCAUUGCGCUGGACGGGUAAGGCAUGAGACAUAACGUCAAAGAAAAGGCAGACCCAAGUUCCUCUUGACAGGGAACUCCCAUGGAUGUCCACAGGUGUUGUUGGUAGUCUUUGCCUCCCCCUCCCAAAGUCAUUUCUCCCUUGAGUCGUUCGUUUCUAUCCUCGGGUUCUAUUUCUGCCGCUCCCUCUCUACCAAGACAUGCAGUCAUUGACCUGUCUCACAAAAUGCUAGCCGAGAUUAUGGAGUGCAUAUUCAAUUAGAAAGGAUUGCUUACGUAGGAUUGUAAUAUUGAUUAUCGUGCGGCAUAAUCCCACGAUUUUUCAGACACGCAAGGAUGUCAGCCUUUGAGUGCACCUCCUUUCGGCCGCCUGUAAGGUCCUUACUCUGAAAAAAAUGGCCAAUUAAGUAGUGUGAAUUUUUCUAUCGAUUUUAAAUUCUUAGGAGUUCAAGUAUGCUUUAUAGAAAACCUACACGAAAAUAUUCCUUCUGCUGCUCCUUUGGUAGCGAAUCACGUCUUCUUCAAAUUUUACACUGAAGUGAGGAGUUUAUUUGGGUCUUAAAAAACUAUGCAGUUCUCAAAUAAUUUUGAGCCUGAUACACCGCUGUAUUUGCGUCUAGGAUUUUCAGUUUGCAAGCUGUAUGCCCACCCAUGGGAGGAAAAUCAUACAUCUCUCUAUGUCAUUAAGAAAAUACCAUAUAGAGCUCACAAAACUUUGCAGCGGAUGUGGAUUAUGUUGUAUGCUUCACUGUAAUUUGGUCUACACGCAAGUCACCACUGCGUCCCAUAAGUAGACGAAUAAAGCAUGAAACAUAACAUCAACGAAAAGGCGGGCUCAAGUUCCUCUUGACAGUGGACCCCCAUGGAUGUUCGGUGGUAUUGUUGGCCGUCUUUGCCUCUCCGUCCCAAAGUAAUUUCUCCCCUGAGUCGUGCGUUUCUAACCUCGGGUUUUAUUUCUGCCGCCCCCUGUCCACCAAGACAUAGACUGUUCAUCGGUUGUGGUGCCGAGUACAACAAAAACCUCUCGCCACGUCGCUGCCCCUCACCUCGACCACUCAUGGUUCGGGCAGCACAAGUAACUGUGGAGAGUAAUCUCAUCACGACAGGGCUGUUAUAACACCUCAUUCCAACGUAGCUUUCUUAGUAAACAAUGAUGCGCACAUUUUCACUUACCUCUGUCCCCUCUUACGUUUUCAGGCCUCGCAGCUAUGGCGGGCACCUGCCUGGCGGUCUACUUCGAGGGCAGGAACCCCGGACGUCUCUCCUCCCUGGCCGUCAUGCCACUCAGCACUGGCGUUCGCCUCCUACCCGGCAUCUUCUUCGGUCUCAUGAGUGUAUCGUCGGCUAGCCUGUACACUCUUUUCUGGCAGUGGGAUCCCUGCUCUAAGUACCAGGUGGCCAAGUCACUCUCCGCUCUGCCACCGCGCAUCGCUGCGGCUGCCAUGAACUUGGACAACGGCUCCCCCCUCGCUUCUGCCUCCUCUUACGCUGCCUCCCCAGCCGCCUCCAUAGACGCGCGUCUCUCCUCUGGCGAGGAGGUGGACGUGUCAGUUCCGGGCUCCACCACCCCUCUUCCUCAGCCACAGUCCAACGAUGGUAGAGGUAGCAGCGAGUCGCGGCAAAAUCAUCCCCACCAUUGUCCCUCGUGUGGUCAUCACCACCAACAGGGCGAUGAAAGCGGAUCCUCCAUUCGCCCUGUGGUUCUCGUACGACGUGAUGAUUUCUAUCGCAAACUGGUGCACAAUUCCGUAUCCCUGACCGCUGCCGUCUGCGUGUGUUUGGCUCUCCUACGUCUUCGACCGAGCCGUUUUGGCGCUGGCAGUCUUCCCUAG
Spirometra erinaceieuropaei is the source of this 13011-nucleotide messenger RNA. The record is from the annotation of a GenBank genome assembly. NCBI's taxonomy places the organism in Eukaryota, Metazoa, Platyhelminthes, Cestoda, Diphyllobothriidea, Diphyllobothriidae.